This is a messenger RNA of Emiliania huxleyi CCMP1516, 414 nucleotides long. RefSeq lists its product as hypothetical. Gene Ontology annotation, biological process: exonucleolytic trimming to generate mature 3'-end of 5.8S rRNA from tricistronic rRNA transcript (SSU-rRNA, 5.8S rRNA, LSU-rRNA). NCBI's taxonomy places the organism in Eukaryota, Haptophyta, Isochrysidales, Noelaerhabdaceae. The annotation marks the transcript as partial. Gene Ontology annotation, molecular function: nucleic acid binding; 3'-5'-RNA exonuclease activity. The record is from RefSeq and is a predicted model, not a curated record. The transcript has a single exon.
AUGUGGCUCGCUCUGACGGCCCUCAGCCUGGGCUUCGUGGCGCUUCGACUGCAGCCGCCACAGGCCGUCCGCGUCCGCGCGGGCGUGCCGUGCGCCGCGGUGUCGCAGGGCGCGCCGCAGCGGGUCGCUCUCGUCGAGCUGGUGCGAGAGUCGCGCGCGGCGCCGCUGGCGAAGCGGAGCGCGCGUCGCAAGCGCGGGGAGGCCAAGGAGCGAGCGCGCCAGGAGGGCGCAGUGCUCCGCGAGGCGAGGCCUCUCGCCGACGCGCAUGCGCUGCCGUUUGAGUGGCUGCUGGUGCUGGACGUGGAGGCGACCUGCGACGCGCGCGGCCGCCCGUGGGAGCACGAGAUCAUCGAGUUCCCUGUGGUGGCGCUCAACCUGCGCACGCUGCAGGUCGAGCACGAGUUCCACUCCUUU